GAUGUUGAGACCGGUGCUGCAAACAUGCACACAUUCUCACUUUCUUCUAUUACGUUGGAGGGACAUAGACAGAUUUUCAUUCUGAUUACUUCACAUCAUAUGGCGAGAUAGGGAACCUAAAGAAGAGGUACAUGAAGGUCUUCCUCUGUAUUGACAAGCAACAUCAAAAGCUCCACAAAAGGAAGGUCAAGAGUAGUUGACCUUUGACCAUCACAGGUGGAUGUGCACUUCAUGAGCUUAGGAUCACAAAGGCAUUCUGGGAAUGGAUGUCAAGGGCAAGGUGCCAAGACGAUGGGAGGAUAUAGCUGCCAAAAAGAAGUCUGGCACAUCCCUCAACUUAGUGCAAGGGGUUUCUCGACACCUGCGUGACGAGCAGGAAGCUGUGCAGAAGCGAACGUUCACAAAAUGGAUCAACUCUCAUCUAGCAAAGCGUAAUCCUCCUUUAGUGGUCUCUGAUCUCUUUGAAGAUGUGAAAGACGGAGUGAUGUUGUUAGCUCUUCUUGAAGUCCUGUCUGGUCACAAACUGCCAUGUGAACAGGGCCGCAAGCUGAGGAGGAUCCACUGGGUUGCUAACGUGGGAAGAGCACUGAAGUUUCUGGAGGGCAGGAGGUCGGCCUACAGAGGAUCUCCGAUUAAAUUAGUUAACAUCAACACAACAGAUGUGGUAGACGGCAGACCCUCGAUUGUGCUUGGGUUGAUAUGGACCAUCAUCUUAUAUUUCCAGAUAGAGGAGCUCACCAGCCAUCUACCAGCCCUACAACCUCAAUCUAGCAGCAAUUCAUCAGUGGAAAGCUCCAACAGCACUGAGACCAGCAGCCCACCUGUCAAACGCAAGCCCCGCCUUUCUUUUCAGGGUGGGGCCAAGAGAGCCCUUCUCAAAUGGGUGCAGACCACAGCAACAAAGAGACUGGGUCUGGAUGUGAAGGACUUUGGUCCCAGCUGGCGCACAGGGGUGGCUUUUCAUGCUGUCAUCUUUGCUUUGCGACCCCAUCUGGUUAACAUGGAACGUGUUUGGAAGAGACCCAACAGGGAUAACCUAGAAGAGGCCUUCUCUUUGGCUGAGAGAGAACUGGGCAUCCCACGAUUACUUGAUCCUGAAGAGCUGAUUUCUUGCUCCCCCGUGGAGAGGUUUGGGGCAGAUCCGUACAAUGGAGGAGAGGAACUCUGCAAACAGCAUGAGUGCAAAAGGGAGCAGCGUAAGACACUGAGGGAGCUGAAAGCGUGGGCAGAUCAGUUGGAGAGAGACUGUACUCAAGCCCAGAGGGAUGGAGGAAGUCUCGCUGUGCAGUACCAGACAUUCAAGCGUUAUCGUGUACAGUUUGAGGUGCAGAGAAGACAAGUGGAAACAUGCAUUCAGUCCACUCAGAAGGACGACAAGCUGACUGCAGAUCAGGCUCUGGUCAAACAGGCCUGGGAGAGACUGUCUGCAUGGUUUUUGGAGUGGCAUCUACAGCUGGAUAGUGGUUUGCCUCAUCCUUUGGGUGAAGUUGGAGUGUGGUUACAUCAAGCAGAGAAGAUCCUACGAGAGGAACUGGUCCCUCAGCAAGCCCAUGACGAGACCGCCAAAGCCAUUCACAAAAAGCGACUACACGACCAGGAGAUCUUAAGGCUUCUUGAAAGACACAAGCAGACCUUGCAGUUAAUACACAGAGACAGAUGUGUUAAUAAUGUCCCCAUUCCCAUGGAACAACUGCAAGACAUGGCAGAGAGAUUAAACUACAUAUCUACCUCCUCCCAUGUUCACUUGAGCAAACUGGAAUUCUGGGAGACAAAAUACUCUAUGCUGGCAUUUUUGACACUAGCUGAGUCCAAGCUCAAAUCCUGGAUAAUUAAAUAUGGCCAAUUGGAAUCAAUGGAGCUUUUGCUACAAAGCUAUGGUUCUUUUGUGGAGGGGCAGCAGUUCUUUGAGAAGUAUGAAUCCAGCCACCAGGCUCUUAUAAACGCUGCUGAGCUCUACAUUAAAGCAGACAGCUCAGUUGAGGGAGGGGUAAAGCUCUUCCUGCGAGAGGUGUCUGAUCAGUGGAGGAGUCUGUCGGUGGAGGUGCGAAGCGUAAGGUCUAUGCUGGAGGAGGUGCAGUGUAACUGGCUGCGGUACAACAGUUGCGUGACUUCAUUUCAAGCCUGGCUGGAGGAUGCUCAGGGGGCUCUUAGACAACCUGAGAACACCAAACGGGAGUUUUUUCGUAAUCUUCCACACUGGAUGGACCAGCACGCUGCUAUGAAUGAUGCAGGAAACUUUCUGAUUGAGACCUGUGAUGAAACAGUGACACGUGACAUAAAGCAUCAGCUCCUGCUUCUCAAUGGAAGAUGGAGGGAGCUAUUUCUGAAGGUCAAACAGUAUGCUCGUCUUCCUGAGACUCAUAAUGUGAGGAUGCACCAGGAUGUCAGCUUAGACAUACAAGAGUUUCUGGACACUUUCAUUACCAAACUUUCCUCGCCGCUUCAAGUGUCAUUGUUGGAUGUCAAAGCCUUUAUGCAGGAUGUUGAGGACAUCAAGCACAGGCUGCCUGGUGUGGAAGCACAAUAUAAGGCAGCUGCUCGCUCUGCACAGCUUCUGGCCAAAGACUCUGUUCAUGGUAGCGGAACUAAAGCACUUUCUUCUAUAACAACCGCAGAAGCACAGCUCCAUCAGCUGAAAGAAAAGUGUACUUUAAUUCUGAGGGAGUGCCAGGCUCUAUUUCCUCUGUUAGAGGAGUUAGAGAAACAAAUCUCAGCUUUCUACCAGACAGCGGAACAUGCUGGACACAUCAUCACACAGCAACACAACCAGGAAAUGUGCCAGGAGCUACAAACUCAGCAGCAGAUCUGCAAGCGUUGUGUUUGCGCUAUGGAGCGCAGUUACCUGUCCCUACAGAGGGCGCUGUGCUGUGCGAAAUCUCUGCACAAUUUUGACAUGUCAUUCCUGCAGAACAGAGUAACCGAGAUUCAGACCACUGCACAGGCUCUAAUGCAGGAGGCUUUAGAAUGGAGGCAGGUGGCAGAGACUAAUGGCAACCUCAUGCGGAGAUAUGAAGAGUCUCGUGCUGACCUGGAGAAGGCGCUGUGCGUGGGCCAGGCCUGUUUAAAGGAAAGGGGAGAACCAGAUGAGCUGUUCCUCAAACAUAAUGAGUUCUUUGGGCGACUGGACCAGCACAUUUUAAGUUCUUAUUUAAAGGCGUGUGAUGACCUCACUGAUAUCAUCUCUGAGGAAGACCAACAGAGUCUGCGGGAGACAGUCAGACGACUGCACAAGCAAUGGAAGGACAUUCAAGCCGAGGCCCCAUCCCAUCUGCUCAGACUCCGGGUGGAAACAGAGAGGCGUUUGGUGAUGGCCAUGCUACAGGAGUGUCGGAUAGAGCUGAAAAGGGAGGACAAGGCCCUGCUCACAGCCGGCAGUGAAAGAAUGAUCAAAGAGCACAGGGCCUUUUUCAGGCAGAAAAACCCUCUUUCUGCUUGUGAGAAGCGACUAAAGACAAUGGAGCAUCUCUGUCAGGAUCUUCCAGAGAACGACAUGGGCCAUCAAAUGCUGGAGGAGACCAGAGAUCAUCUUUCGGAGGUCAGGGGUUUAGUAGAACGAACACACUUGAAACUACAACAGCACCCAGAUAAAUGGAGAGAGUGGCAUGCCAGGUUCAGUGAGCUAUCUGGAUGGCUUAUUUCCCAGCAGACGUCUCAGAGUGAUGCUGAAAUCUCCUCUGUCCAGAUGCAGCGUUGGGCGGUAAAGGCUCAGGACGAGACUCUGGACUGGCUCAAAGCUCGUCUCGCUGUCCUGGAGGACAUAAGUCCUGAGAGUGAGGUUCACACUCAGAGAGCUGCUCUUGAUAAACUCUCACAACAGUUUUCUGCACUGCUACUGUCUCUGUCUGAGGAUGUUCCUGUUGCAGUGGCCAAUGAAGGGACCAUAAAGGCUGGAGAGGAGGUGAAGGAGGAGGUAAAUGAUGAGGAGGUGAUCCAGACACAGGAACACAGAAGAAUACUGAACGCAGAGAAUGUAACAGAGGCCAAACAGCUGCUCCUCAUUCACCAGCAAAAUAUGAAAACCCAGCAAAAAAAAGAGCCAGAUCUCCGUUCUCGAGGUAAUUUCUGUAAAGAAGACUGGGCAGCUCAGGAGAAACACCUGCAGGUCACUGUGAGUGCAUGGCAGGAGUUUGACCUGGAGAGAGAGGCCAUCUGGCAGUUUGUGUGUCUUGUCAGUCCUGUCCUGCAGAGGGAGCUCAUCUUCAGCAGCCUGGACAACCUCAAGAUUGAAAUGAAAAAUGUUAAAGAGCUUCAUGAGCAGGGUAACAUGUUUGGUGUAAGAGCUGAGUCCCUGGUGAAGAAGGCAGCAGAUAUUAAACUUGGUUCUCAGAAUCAGUCUUUACUACAGGAUCAGGCCCAGUCCACAAAAGAGAGGCUGCAGGAGAUACAGGCCAGCUUCAGGAAAAUCUUGUCAGAUCUGGAGAUGAUGCACAGAUGGUGGCAAGGUUUCAGCCGUGAGUCUGAGGCUUUCUUCUCUUGGGUCUGUGAUAGUAAGAAGGAGCUUGAUGCUUUCAGCAGAACCUCUGCCAACCUGGAUGAGCAGAUACACACUGUGGAGAUGCUGAAGGAGGGCUUAGAGGAGAAGAUGGACUUCUUUAGCCGAUUGGAGGCAGAGUUUCAUACCUUAAUUCAUUUCGUCACGCCGAAUGAGGCAGGGCGAAUUAAAGCACGUCUGAUGCAGAUUGGAAGAUACCGGGAGGAGUUUAAGAACAGUGUGGAGCAAAGGGAAGCAGAGCUUCACUCUAGCUUGAAAAAUACAAAACAUUUUAUCCAAGAUCUCAAUGAGGUGGAAGGUUUCCUGACUGGCCUACAGGAAAAACUGAACGUACCAGUUACCUCAUGUACAUCAGCAUCAAUGACAUAUAAAACUCUCCAUGAACAUAUGGAUGUAGUGCAGCAUCUACAGCAGCUGGGGCCCAGGCUGAUGUCUCUGAGUCUGGGCUGGAGGAGGCUGUCUGAUGGCGGACGGCUGGAGAAAGCUGUAGCUGACCUUCAGCAAGCUCACAAAUUACAUACCCAGCAAGCCACUGAAAAACAAUCCAAACUGGAAAACCUGUUGACUCUGUGGCAAAGAUAUGAGAGAGAUCUCUCACUUUUGCAGUCCUGGUUGAACAGGUGCGAAUCUCUAUGCAGUUCAGAUUCUCCGUACCUGACCACAGACAAUGUGAAGCUACACAGCCAGCUUCAGAUGCUGCAGGACAUGCAGUCAGAAGUUCCCUCUCAGGAGGCUUUGUUGGAAAGUUUGGAGACCCGUGCAGAGUCUCUGUACUCUUUGACCUCAGAGGAAAGGACCUCAGAGCUUAGAGAUCUUCACUGUAACCUGGAGGAGAGGUGGUGUUCUCUCAGUACCAGUAUACCACUCAGGAUUCAAGAACUUCAGUCCCAUCUUUCUAAGUUGGAGCAGUUCAGUCAGAUCUCGCUUGCUCUGACUCAGUGGAGUGAGAACUUCCUCAGGCACAUCCAAAGCACUUGCAAAGUCAGCAUCACUGAUCUACAGUCUGCUGAUUCCAAAACCAAGGAGGACAAGGUGUCCCUUCAGACCCAGGGAAGGUCACUGGAGGCCUUACAGCCACAUCUAGAUGCCCUCAGCCCAUCUUUAGCCGCAAAAGACCUGCAGCAUCUCCAGACCAGGAAGGAAGACUGCCUUCAACUCUUCAGUGAAGCUCAGAAUUUAGUAGAGCAUCGGGAUGAAGCUCUACUCAAACUAAAAGACUUCUGUGAGACCUACAGUAAAGCCAGAAUCUCUCUACAGACAUUCCAAGAUGCUGUUGACGCAAGAGGGAGCUGGGAUGAGUCCAAAGUCAGGAACAUAAAUCAGGAACUUGGGGAUCUCGCCAAGGAGUUAGCUUGUCUGGAGGUGCAGGCCAUUAGUCUGGAUAUCAUCCUGAACAAAGCACAUUUUCAUUUACAGGGGGCAGAGGAGGAAAGAACAUCCUGCAGAGGGCUGGUGGAUGAUGUUGCGUUGAGCGUGCAGGUGCUUCAGAGAAGCAUUGGGACAAAGCAGAGUGAGGCAGAGGCACUAGCAACCAUGUGGAGUUCCUUUAGGGGACGGAAGGAACUGCUGCUUGGGAGUCUGGCAAAGCUGGAGGACAGAGCCAAUAUACCAUGGCCUACAGAAGCCAGCACGCAUGCCUUUCAACAGAGGUUGUGGUUGCUAAAGCAGUUGGAAGAGGAGCUCCAAGCCCUGCAGCACAGUCAGCUGUGGUUGGGAGAAAGAGGAGAACAACUGGCCCACAGAGACUCUGAGCUGGCAGGGGAAGCCCAGCGGGACGUAGCCUUGGUUCAGUCCACCUGGGAGAGGAUUAGGGCAAUUAUUGUGGAGGACCAUGACCUUUGUGCAAACCUGCUGGAGCUCUGUAGGGAAUAUCAGACCCUGAGAACCAGAAUCAGCUCGGUCGUAGAGAGAGCUCAUGCCAUCACAGUGGCCCACUUGGACCCACACAACCCAGAGGAUAUCCGCAGAGCUCUGUCUCGGCUGGAAGCGGUGAGGCCAGAGUUGGCGGCCACUAAGGAGGACCUGAAUAAGCUCAUUGGUUCAGGCAAACACCUGACCGGCGUAUUGAAGAAGAUUCCAGAGGAAAGCGUUCAGAGGGAAAAUGUCACAACGGAGAUAGAUGCCAUUGUUGAUCAGUGGCUGGAUAUCUCUGAGAGGAUGGAUGCAGACAUCAGUCUUUACACUCGCUCUCUUGGGCUGUGGAAUGACAUUAAUAAAAUGGCCAAUGACAUUGAGUGUUGGAGUGCCAUCUCUGUCAGUGAGCUCAGUGAGGGAGCUGCCAGUCUUCUCUCUGCUCAUGACAUGGAAGAACACCUCUCUGAGUUCAAGCUGGAGUUAGAUAAUAAGGAAGAUGAACUGAAGACCUUGCAGGCAAAGAUAACACAGCUACAGGAACUGAUGAAAACCCAGCAUGUACACACUGAACUGCAGGUGAUGGCUGCAGAUCUGAGGAAGCAGAUUUCCCAUGCUGCAGAGGUGUAUGAACAGACCAAAGGCAUGUAUAAAGACUUCAACUCCCAGAGGCAGCAGCUUCAAGACCUAAUUUCCCAGAUUUCAGAGCAGCUGAAGACCUCAGAGGACUCGCUAUCAGAGUUUUCAUCAUCCUCUGACACAGAGAAUUUUGUUAAGAUCAAGGAGGUUGAGAGGUCACAGAAGCAGUUAGAGGUGAGUCUGGAUGUAGCAAGUGAGUCUCUCAGAGCACUGUGUAGAACGUAUCCAACUCAGCACCUGACCCUGUUGGGUGACGCUGUCUCCCACCUGGUCAAGAGGAAUGAGGAAGUGACACAACGCCGCAGCCAGAUCUUGGGGUCUCUUCAGGAUGCUCUUCUGCAGCGCUUCAAUGAGAAAGCACAUGCUUUUCAAUGUUGGCUGUCUGAGUUGAGGGCUGGAAUUGAGGACUGCUUUGAGCAAACAGGAGAUGCUGUUGCAGCCAAGCAACAAAAGCUCAAGACUGCAGUAGAGGAAGUCAUGGAAGGUGAGGAGCGCUUGGCCCGUGUUUGUGAGGAUGGAGAGAGACUCCUCUUGCACCUCAGCAAAUGUGGCACUGGAAGCAUACAGGAGCAACUGGACUCUUGUCAAUAUGCCUUGGAUUCAUUUAAUAUGGAAUGCCAACAGCGCAUACGGGCCCUGGAAGAAAGUGCCAACCUAUUAAAUGGGUAUGAAACGCGUGUGGUGGAGCUGAGCGACUGGCUGCAACAGCUGGAGGUGAGGCUGAAGACAGACGCUCCUCUGUGGGGUGAGAGUCAGUCUGCAGCCCCAGACUGCUCAGAAGAGCUGAGAAGAGUGGAGGAAAUCCACAGAGAGCUGCUGAUGAGGAGGGCAUCUCUUGAGCAUCUGUGUCAGUCCUCUCUCACCAUAACAGAGAGAGGAUCUAGAUCAGAGAAUGGUGUGGCAGCAGGGUUGCUCUCAAACCACGAGGUUUUGCUGCAGGAGGCCAGGAGUCGACUCCGCAGCCUGCAGGAGUACCAGGCAUUUGAGGAAGCACUAAAGGCGCUGGAAACCUGGCUGAAGGAUGUUGAGAGGAAGUUAGAGAAACUGGAGAACACGGAGGGGAAUAAAAAGGAGGUGGAAGAGAAACUUGAGCGAGCACAGGAUAUCCUGCUUAUGAAGGGAGAGGGCGAGGUAAAGCUCAACAUGGCGGCUGGGAAGUCAGAGCUGGUCAUCAAGAGCAGUGGAGAAGUGGAACGAGGAGUGAUUUGCUCUAAGCUUCAGGAAGUUGAAGACGCAUGGGCGGCACUGCUUUUGAGGGCUAUGAGCUGCCACAGUCGAUUGGAAUGGACCGUUAAUCAGUGGGAUUUGUUCGUGGAGUCUCGUGCACAGCUGCAGAGAUGGCUGGAGGGAGUAGGGCUGGAGGUUAAAGGUCCUCUUGAGCCCCAGCUUGGACUCCGGGAGAAACGAAAGCAGUUGGAGAGACUGCGCUUGCUGUCAUCAGAUGUGGAGGACCACCAGGGAGCUCUGUGCUAUCUGGAGGAGAGUGCGGCUGAACUUUACAAACGCACCGGUGACCCCGUCUUUAAGGAGGAAGAAAUGCUUCUCCUCAGGGCACAGUUUGAGGAUGUCAAAGCUGCAGCAGAGGAGAGAGUCAGGUUGUCAGAGGACGUUGUUCUCGAACAUAAGACGUACAUGGAAACAAUCAGGGAGCUCACUGAUUGGUUGAUGGUGGUAGGGGAAGAGCUUCAGCAAUGCUCUGAACCAUCCGGUGACUCUCCAACAUUAAGUCGGAAGUUGACUGAAGUUCGGCAGAUGAGAUGUCGAUUGGAAUGGACCGUUAAUCAGUGGGAUUUGUUCGUGGAGUCUCGUGCACAGCUGCAGAGAUGGCUGGAGGGAGUAGGGCUGGAGGUUAAAGGUCCUCUUGAGCCCCAGCUUGGACUCAGGGAGAAACGAAAGCAGUUGGAGAGACUGCGCUUGCUGUCAUCAGAUGUGGAGGACCACCAGGGAGCUCUGUGCUAUCUGGAGGAGAGUGCGGCUGAACUUUACAAACGCACCGGUGACCCCGUCUUUAAGGAGGAAGAAAUGCUUCUCCUCAGGGCACAGUUUGAGGAUGUCAAAGCUGCAGCAGAGGAGAGAGUCAGGUUGUCAGAGGACGUUGUUCUCGAACAUAAGACGUACAUGGAAACAAUCAGGGAGCUCACUGAUUGGUUGAUGGUGGUAGGGGAAGAGCUUCAGCAAUGCUCUGAACCAUCCGGUGACUCUCCAACAUUAAGUCGGAAGUUGACUGAAGUUCGGGAGCUGCUGGAGCGCGGCGCGUGCGAGGGGCGCGAGCGGCUGCGGCGCGUGCGGCUGAGCGCGGAGAGAGCCGGAAGGCACACGGCGGCGGCGGGCUGCGAGCUGAUGGAUGGAGAAGUGGCGGCGCUGGCGCGAGCGCUGCACCAGUGGGAGGGAGCUUCGCUACGUGCUCGCGACGCUCUCGAGACCGCCGUGGCCGCGGCGACAGGGGCCGAGCGGGAGCAGACACGGCUGACAGCGCUGUUGGAGGGAGAAAUGGAGAAGCUGGAGGGCCAGCUGAAGGAGUGGAGCGAGGGACUGAGCAGUGCCGAGCGGAGGAAUAGCGGAGCUGCGGCGGUGGAGGGAUGGACGAUCGCCAAGGGUGUUCUGGAGAGGCUUCAGACAGCUGAAGUUAUGGAGGAGAAGCUGAAGGCGCAGCUCAAUGAGCUGUGUGGGUUUUCCAGUGAUCUGGGUCCGCAGUCGGACAGAGUCAGCGCUCUCAUCAAGCUACACAACAGCCUAAGCCUACGAGCCUCCCGGGAAUGUCAGAAUAAGGAGAAGCUGCUGGAACAACGCUUCCGUUCUUCUCUGCAUGACUUCCGGCAGUGGAUGGUCAAUGCCAACAUCUCUACUGCCAAAUGCUUUGACUCCCCUCAUAGCAUCCAGGAUGCCUCUAUCGCUCUCCAGCGGAUCCAGGAGUUCAAAAGUGACAAGGAGCAGGGCCAGACCAGACUGAACGCUGUCCUGACCUAUGGAGAGCAGCUUAGUAGCGUGGUGCCAGCUGACAGAGUGGAGGCGACCAGGACCAAAGCAAAUGCAACCAAAGAUGACUGGAAGAGCCUGAUGGACAGCUUACAGAGAAGAGAGACGGCCUUACAGGUCUUGCAGUCUCAGAUGCAGGACUUUGAGGCAAGUGUGGAACCCCUUCAAGACUGGCUGAACAGGACUGAGAUCAGUGUGCAGGAGAGCAGCGCUCGCCUCCAUGACCUGCCUGCCAAAAGACUAGAGCUCUCCAAACUUCAGAUGCUGCUGGAGGAGAUGCGCUCCAGAGAGUCUGAACUGGCAGAGCUGAGAGGGCGAGCACAUGGCCUCUGGGAGGGUCAGGGUGCAGGGAAGAGUUUUGUGCAUCGGGUCUGCCAGCUAGCUGCAUGCUACUUGGCCUUGAGCAACCUGAUUAAGGAGAAAGUGUCAAGGGUAGAACGAGUUGUGGGGGAGCAUCAACUUUUUUCACAGGGCCUUCAGGAACUUCAGAACUGGGUUUCAGAGUCCCAACAGGCCCUCAAGACCUGCAGAUGCCCCACAUCUGACAAGAGUGUGCUUAUCACCAGAAUGGGCCAGCUCGAGACUUUACUGGCCGCUUGUCAGGGGAGAGAAAUCCAACUGAAGAUGCUCAUCACCAGAGGGGAGUCUGUCCAGAGGAACACCUCGGCUGAGGGUGUACCAGUGGUUCGCAAGCAGAUCCAGGACCUCAAAGACUCCUGGGAAUCACUCUUGUCAACAUCCAUUCAGUGCAAAAGCCAGCUGGAAGGUGCCUUGUCACACUGGACCAGUUACCAGGAAGAUGUCAGUCAGUUUGAGUGCUGGAUGGAGCGAGUAGAAGAGAGCCUCGGAAACUCCGACAAACACUACGCAGAAAUGAGGGACAAGACAGCCAAUCUAGGCCGUGCCAAACUCCUCUAUGAGGAAGUUCUUAGCCACUCUAGCCCUUUAGAGACCAUUGCGACCAAGGGUUCCAACAUGACUGAACAUACAGCCACCCAACAGGAGAUCCAGAAACUCAGUGAGAGAUAUACAGCCAUUAAAGAUAAAGCCAAGGCUGCUGUCAAUAAGGCAGAAGAAUUGGUUCUGCUCCAUCAAGAGUACCAGCGUGGGUUGCACAUGUUUGAAGACUGGCUGGAGCAGGAGCAGAACAGUUUGGCCCUCCUCUCACCCCUGGAUGAAGAUGUAAAUGCUCUGGAGAACACGUUAAAAGAACUGCAGAUGCUCCAGUCUCAUUGCCCUAAGGGACAUAACUUGCUCAGCUCAGUUCUUGCCAGUCGAGAAAGAGUCAUUCCAUGGGGUGCCCCUCAAAUUGAGGAUCGGGCUCUGGAAACAGCACAGAUGGAAUGGCAGGGGUACCAAGACCGACUCGGCGAGACCAAAGUCCAGGUAGAGCAGGCCCUCGCAAGGGUUCAGCAACUAGAAUGUUUAUUCCAAAGCUUAGACCAGUGGCUGGUUGACAUAGAGCUCAAAGUUAAGGUGAGAAGCCACCGUCGCUCUGAUGUCACUGCAAAGGAGGCCCAGCUUCAACACCUUAAGAGGUGGCAGAUUGAGGCUGCUCAACGUCAGGCCGAGGUGGAAGGCCUUAGUACUCUUGCACAGCAAGUCGUUGAGGAUGCUCAUGUCAGUGGUCGGAUCAGUACCAGGGUUACCCAGCUCACUGCCCGCUACCAUGCCUUGCUUCUACAGAUACAGGAUACACUCAAACAGCUCCAGAAAGAGAUGCAGAACAUCACAGAGGCUCAAAAUGCUCUCAGGACCUUCUCUGAUUGGUUGAGCACUGCGAGGAAGAAUUUUAAAAUCGUUACCGAAAGGACAGAGGCUCUCGAUCGCAUUACAAUGGAAAAGAAGAUGAAGAGGCUAGAGGCUGUAGAGCAGACGUUGCUAUCUCGUGAUUCUGCUGUGAGCUUUGUGCUAGAGAAAGGAGAAACUCUGCUGACCCUCCUCCACUCCCCUUCCAUCACAGACAACAUGACCAGACUACAGGCGGACUACCAGGAGCUAUGUGGCUCAGCAAGGACCCACAUUCACAGAUUGGAAGCUCAGGUGAAGAAACAGGAAGCAUACCACAAAGAUCUACAGGAAAUUGAGCGUUGGCUGUUGCAGAUGUCCAGCAGGAUGGUGACUCCUGACCCGUCAUCAGGCGGUGGUCUGGAAGCUGCCACUCAGCAGCUAGCCAGACAUAAGGCUAUUAUGGAAGAGAUAGCGGGUUUUGAAGAGCGUUUGGCUACACUUAAGGAAAAGGGAGAGGAGCUGUUGUCCGGCUGCAGCGAGCGCCUCCAGGCUCGGCUUCGCCAGCAAAUUCAGAACCACCAGCAGGGAGCAAGGGACAGCUACUCUGCCAUCUGCAGCACUGCCCAGCGUGUGUAUCAGAGUCUAGAUCGGGAACUGCAGAAGCAUGUAAGUCUGCGGGAUACGUUGCAACAGUGUCAGACAUGGCUUUCAAAUGUACAGGAGGAGAUACAGCUUCCUGCACAUGCACCACACGGCCUACAGGAGGCACUUGCACAGAUGAAGCAGGAACGAACUCUACAGGAACAGGCUAGUACCUAUUUGCAGCUGGUGUGCUCCACCUGUGAUCUUUCGGAUGAUAAGGUACGAGAGACAGCUGCUGAGAUACAGCAGGUCAGACUUCAGAUCGAGGAGAGAAUGCUGGAAUCUCAAGAACUAGCAGAUAACUGGAGAGAGAUCAAAGACUUGCGUUCCAACCUUGAGUGUCGUCUUCUUGAGGCUGAACAACUCCUCCAGAGCAUGUUAAGGAGGCCAGCUGAGCUUGAACCAAAGGUUGCUCAGAACCAGCUGGACCAGGCUCAGGACUUUAUCCAGGAGAUGCGAGCCAGGCAGGUUGAUCUGACCCAGCUGAGAGAGAGCAUCAAUAGGCUAACGGCUGGUCAGGAGUCCCCUGAGCUUAUGGAAGUUGGGCGGCUGCGCUGUGCUUGGCUGGAUCUGGGCAGACAGGCUGCACAGCUGCUGGAACAGAAAGAGGAGGAUCUACAGAGGAGUGGGGACUAUCAUGACUGCAUUUGUAUGGUGGAGGAGUUGUUUGACCAGCUGUCCAAGAAAUGGGAUCAAUUGGCCAGGGGAGAUAUUGAGAGCACAGCUGAGUGUCUGGAUGCCUUAAAGAAGUUAUCCACAGACCUGCAGGACCAGAGAUGUGUGCUCGAUGACCUGAGAAAUAAUAGGCAUGGGAUCCUGCCUCGUCUGAGCUUAGAAGACAGAGACCUGGUUAAGGAGCAGGUGGGUUACCUGGAGCAACGUUGGACCCAGGUGGAAUCGCUUGUCCAGCAGAAAAUACAAGAUUCAGCGCAAACACUGGAAGAACUCAGUCAAAUCGAGGACCAUUUGCGGGAGGCUCAGGAGUGGGCUGAGUUGCAGCAGCCAUCCCUGUCUGAGGUUCUCAAGACCAGCCCCCCUCCAGAUUUGGCCCAAAGCUUUCUGUUUGAUCACUUGAGCUUUUGUGCAGAAUUGGAGGCCAAACAGAAGCUUCUGGCAGAGGCCUUGACAGAUGCCAAUAGUCUUUCCUCUCGCGUAGGUCUUAAUGAAAGGAGGAAACUGCAGACUUUGGUCCAGGAAGCACAGGCAGAAGUAGAAUCGCUUGGAACUAAGGCUGCUCAGUAUCGUAAAAGCCUCAGCAAAGUAUUUACAGAACGAACGCAGUUCCUACAAGCCCUCGACAGAGCAGCUGAAUGGAUCAGGAAGCAAGAGCAGAGGGCUCUUGCAGAUGAUCAUGUCGCGCUCCUACCAAAUGUACUGCACAAGCAGGUGUCAACUUGUAAGAAUUUUACCAGCAGCCUAAGAGCAUAUCAGGUGGAGCUCACUUCUCUUUGGGUACAAGGACGAGACUUAGUGAAGGAUGCCACCGACGAGGAGAAGAAGGAGACCCUUCAGAAGCUGGAGGAGUUGCAAGUUACCUUCGAGGCUUCCUUGCAGAAGAGCACGGAGCAUCUGCAGCAUCUGGAGAAAGCGCUAGUCAUUCGAAAGUACUUUAAAGUGGACCUUGACAGGAUCUGCGAGUGGCUAAAACAAGCUGAGGUAGCUACAUUUCCAAUUAUUGACCUGAGCGGGAAUGAUGAGGAGCUUCAGAACCAGUUAACCGAAUACCAACAGCUUCUUGAUCAUGCUUCAGAGUAUGAAAACCUUUUGCUCAUCGUCCAAAGGGCAGGACAGGAGAUUCUUCCCACCUUAAAUGAGGUCGACCACUGCUACCUAGAUGAGAAACUUAAUGGCCUUCCACAACAAUAUAAUGACAUGCUGUUGUUGAUCAGAGAGAAACGUGACAGGAUCCAGCAAGUGCUUUUGGAGCGCAGGGAGUUUGAGUCCCUCAUCGAUGCCACACGAAAAGAUUUGAAGGAACUUCAGGAGAAGUGUGAUGGUUUAGAGAUGAAGUCAGCCAACCAAAGUGUAGAAGAGGGAGAAAGAUUGCACAGCAGUUAUGAAGAUCUCAUGAAAGCUCUUGCAAAUCUCUUUCAGGGAAUGAAAGAUCUUAGGGUUAAAACUCAGGAUUUCCUUAUCAUGGGUCAGCCAUAUGCUCCUGAAGUCAUUGACCAGCUAGUUCAUCUCCACGGCAGUCUUAACCAGCAGAUCGAGUAUAAGAUGAAAGAAUUAAGGAAAACAUUAAAAAUAUUAAAUGACCAUCGAGCAGUUAUUGAGAAAAUGGACUAUAGCAUUACUAGAUUAAAGAAACAGCUUGGCAAAUUUGACUCCAAAGGAGAUGAGGAGGCAGAUGCCAUGGAGAGAUUAUCUACUCUACACAACCUAUCAAAAUGUUUUGUAGAGGUUAGUUCCUAUCCAGAGGGUCUCAAAUCACAAAAUGAUGACCUCAACCAGCACUUUGACUCAAAGACCCUCAAGACUCAGGUUAUCUUCAGGGAGGAACAACUUCUUACUUUAAAGCAAAAGAUUAAUGCACACAUAGAAGAAUGUGAGAGAGGUUUUAGGGGAAAUAAGGAUUUUCAAACUGAUAUUAAAGUAUCAAUAGACUGGCUCAAGAGUCUUAGGGAUCGAUUAAGAUAUCCAUUAAUGUUUGAAGAAGCAAAAAUUGAAAUUGUGCAGGAGGAGGUCAGGUCACUGUCAGCACUUCAAAAACAAAUGAAAUCUAGGUUUAGAUUAUUAGAAUAUAUGACUAAUGAAGAGAAACAGAAGUAUAUAAACGACCAAAAGCCAUUUCCAAAACUCUUUGAAACCACUUUAAUGGAUAUUCCAAAGCUGAAGGAUGAUCUUCAACAAGCUGUCAACACCAAACAGGUGGCCUUGCAGACUUUUCUGUCUCUGCUCCAGAGAUACCACCAUUCUUUGCAAUCCAUCCAGCAGUGGUUUGAGGACGCUGGUGCUCUACUUGAGCAUGCUCCGCAAGAGGAAGACCUGGAGAAAAUUUCAGACUGCCUCAAGGACUUAAAAAAUAUAACAAGCCAGGAACAAACUGUCAAGUGUACGAUGCAAGAAAUGCAAGGUCUAGUACCUCAAAUGGGUGACUUUUUCAGCCCUACUGUAAUGAGGCAAAUCCAGCAACAUUGUGAGGAAUCUUAUCACAAGGGAACAGAGGUCAUUGAGCAGCUAAAACAACGUCAAGACAACUUGCAACGAAGCAUAAUUCAGUGGAGAUCCUUUCAAGAUGAAACAGAUGAAGUUAUCAGGCAGAUGAAUGAAGUUGAGAAAAGGAUGAUGGAGUUCACAACAGCCAGAGCAAACUCUGAACAAGAAGCUGAAGACAAGCUUUGUUUAUACCAGAAUAUUGAGUCACAAGUUCUGGGUCUUGAAGAUGCCCUGAAUGGCCUGAAAGAAAAAGCAGCACAGUUUGAUCAGCCUGCCAUAAAAUAUGCUACUUCUCGGUCAGUCUGUUCACUGCGCCAUCGGUGGACUCGGUUGCUCAGCAUUGCUCGAGCUCAGGUGAAAGCCCUCCAGGACUCUGCACGUAACUGGAGAUGCACCAGGGAGAAGCUGGAGAAAAUGCGGGCUGUCUGUGAGGACCUGCACAGUCGUGUUCCUGACAACAUGGUGGAAAAAGCCUCUAGUAUGGCAGCCCUACAGAGCCUUCUGGAGUACCACUAUUCCUUCAGUCGAGAAGUGGAGAGAGAGAGCAGCGCCCUGACCCUCCUCAGACACCAUGUGCUCAACCUGUUCCUCCAUUCUCAUGCAUCUGCAUCCACCACAGACAGUAAACACAACCAAGACAAUCCAUGUCUGCUGGAAAUUCAGAGCAUUCAGGAGAAAUAUGACAAUCUGUUGCAGCAGGUGUGUGCUAGCAGACAGCAGGUGCAGGUGGAGCUGCGGGAGAGAGAGGAAGUGGUGAGGGAGUUGGGCCUGCUGAAAGGCUGGAUUCAGGACACCCAGGGGCUGCUGCUGAGCCCCACAGCAGACCUGGAUAACCUGCUUACUGACCUGGAGACGGCUCAUGGAGGCAUGCGGUCUCACCGCCAGAACCUUGAGCAGAUUGCAGAUCGUCAGCAGAUGAAAUACCAGGACCUCAAUGCCACCCUUCCUUCAGAGAUCAGCACCCAGCUGGCAGAGGUUACACUGGCUCUGGGUUCUGCAGAAGAUCAGGUGCAGGCACGGGAAAGAGAGGUCCAACAUAGCAGAGAUAUUAAAGAAGACUUUAACUCCAGACUUCAGGAUAUCUCAAAGAAAGUCAAACUCGUCUCUUUGAAACUCAAGCAGAAGGCUGUGGAUGUUGAGGAGGCUAAAGAGGAGACAGAGAGUCUAUUUGAGGAGCUAAUGGAGUGUGGUCGUGCUAUGUCUGAGCUAGAUGUGGUGGUGCAGGAGUUUGGUGAGCAAAAUCCUCUCCUAGCCAAACAGCUGGGCUCCAGCCUGAGUAAACUGACUGAGCUUCAUGUUCAGACCCUCCGACUGGCGGAGGGAAGGACCACAAGCCUUCAGAAGGCAGAAAAGAACUUUGAAGAAUUUAAUGAAAUGCUGACGUUAAUUCUCAACUGGACAGAAAAAGCAGAGACUGUGGUGUCAGCCAACAUCAUGUGGAGUCCAGCCUCUCAGAUGCAAGAGCAGAUCAGAACCCAUCAGGCUUUAUUACAAGAGUGGCAAGCUCUCCAAGGAGAGUUUGAGGGUCUGGUGGAGAGGGUGGGACUGCUGGGGGAGGUGGUCCAGACAGAUGCUCUCCACCAGCAGGUGGCAGAACUGAGCAGACAUGCUGAAGAGCUGCAGCAGAGAGCCAAAGCAAGACUCCUGAUGCUACAAGAUGCAGCCAAGGACUUAGGGAGACUGGAGAGUGAUGUGAAGAGCCUCCAUCAGUCCAUAGAGAGAGUCCAGGAGACUCUGGCCUCCCCUGAUCUGGCACGUCUCAGUCUCAGAGAACAGCUGACUCAAAGACAGCUGCUGUUGUCAGAGAUGGAGGGUCUCAAGCAGCAGGUACAGGCUAUGCAGAUGUGUCAGAGUGCCCUCCGUCUGCCAGAGGACGUGAUUGCAGCUUUACCGCUAUGUGUUACUGCACAGAGUCUGCAGCAAGAGAGCAGCCAACUCCAACACAAUACCAUUCUACAGUGCAAUAUAUUACAGGAGGCCAUGGUGCAGUAUGAGCAAUACGAACAGGAAGUCAAGAACCUACAGAGACUUAUUGAAGAAGCACACCGUGUUAUUCAGGACCGCCCUGUUGCCACAGGAAACAUACAGGAGCUUCAGACACAGAUACAACAUCAUGAGGAACUGGCCCUGAAGAUAAAAGGAUACCAGGAGCAGAUCUCGGCCUUGAACUCCAAGUGUAAGAUGUUGACUGUGAAAGCCAAACAUGCUACCAUGCUGCUGACAGUCAGCGAGGUCGAUGGACUCUCUGACGGAUUAGAGGAGCUGGAGGAUGAGGAGGACGAGAUGCCCAAACACUCACCAGCACACCCCUCUGUUGUCAUGAUGACGGCAGGCCGUUGUCAUACUCUCCUCUCCCCGGUGACAGAGGAGUCUGGUGAGGAGGGCACCAACAGUGAGGUCUCCUCUCCCCCUGCCUGCAGAUCGCCCUCCCCCGGGUCUAACGCUGACACCUCUCAGAGUUCAGGGCGAGUUCCUUUAAGCAGAGCUCCACUACAGGAGCUUUAUGACCCCUCCAUGGAUUCAGCUGCCUCAGCUAAUCUGGACGACCUACAGCGCUCAUGGGAGACUUUGAAGAAUGUGAUCAGUGAGAAGCAGAAGAGCCUAUAUGAAGCUCUGGAGAGGCAGCAGCACUAUCAGGAGACCCUGCAAUCUGUCUCCACAAAGAUGGAGUCCAUUGAGACCGCACUAAAUGAAGGCUUGGAGCCAAGCAAGAGUCCUGAGAGCCAGAUGGCCGCCCACCAGGCUUUGAUGGAUGAGAUCCUGAUGCUCCAGGAUGAGAUCAGUGCAUUGGAGGCCUGCUUCUUCCAAGAGCUGCAGUUGGAUGAGGACAGUUUGGAGGCAGAUGCCGGAGACCAGCUGGCCCUGCAGUCAACCCUCACUGUGUUAGGAGAACGCAUGGCCACCAUCCACAUGAAGGCCUCCGGAAAGCGCCAACUUCUGGAGGAGCGAUUAAGCGAGCAGUUAGAAGAACAGAGGCAGGAACAAGCGCUACAGCGUUAUCAUAGUGAGGCAGAGGAGCUUGACAACUGGCUGCUCAGCACACGUGCCACACUGAGCUCCACUCUCCAGCCACACCCACGGGACAUGGACAUGGAGGAACAGCUGAUGGACUGCCAGAACAUGUUAUUGGAGAUCGAGCAGAGGGUGCUGUGUCUGUCCGAGCUGUCAGUGCACAGUGAGAGUUUGCUGAUGGAGGGUAAGGCCGGCACACGGGGUGACGCUGAGCAGCUCUCCCUCAAACUGCACUGCCUCAAAUCCAGCCUGCUGGAGCUACAGCGCAUCCUCCAAGACAAACAGACCCACAUCCAGGGCUCACUUCAGGAGCAGGAGGACACUGAAUCAGACUCGUCUCUCUCUCAGAGCCCCAAUAUGAUGGAUUGGCUCAGUCAGGCGCGAUCCACACGCAACCAACAGCAUCAAGACACAGUGCAAAGACAGAGGGAAUUAGAGGAGCAGCUUGGCGAACAGAAGAAGUUACUGCAAUCUGUAGCAUCUAGAGGAGAGGAGAUUCUCUCACAGCGAACAACACCUAAUGGAGAAAGGUCUCCUGCAGAACUUUCUGAAGGGGAUGCUGGUCAGUGGCCUGAGAGCAUGAGCACUAAUGAUCAGAUGAGAGUCAGAUGGGAGAACCUGAGCAAAGACGUUAACAACAAACUGCAGUUGUCACUAAACACACUGGAGCAGACUCCAUGUAACACGUUAUACCAGCCGGUAUCCAGCCCCUGUGGAGUUUUCAGAGGAGAGCAGCUGAGUCAGGAUAUCCUGUCUCCACGAAGUCUGUUUGAAGGCUUCAGCCAAGAUUUGGAGGACUUGCCUCAGACAAGUGGUGCUGACAGUAAGCGUGCUCAUGCUCUGAAGAGAGCUCUCUAUGAGGCGGUUUCGUCAGCUUCCUCCUGGCUGGACAAUGCUGAAAUUGAGCUUGUAUCUGGCCCAAUAUUACUAUCUGAUGACUCAGAGACUCACCUGGGCCACCUAGAGAGUUUGAAUAAGGAGGUAAAGAAUGUCAACGAGGAGGUGUGUAAAUGUCGGGACGUGCUCGGAGGAACAGAGCAGCUAUGGGAUGGAGAAAGUGGAGAAAGUGUUUUGGUUGAGGAAGUGUUAGAUGGUUUGGAGGGGAGAAUGAAGCUGCUGGACACAGUGCUGGAACAGAGAUGUGACACCAUGAAAGACAAGCUUCAUGAACUCACUGUUUUCCAGGCUGAGUUGAGGCUGUUGCUUGCAGCACUCAGUGACUCAAAGUGCCAGCUUUUGCAGAAAAUGAACGCGGCUGUGGAUCGGCCCACUUCUAAACAGAUGGAGAUUCUAGCAGAAGCGGAGGACAGUUUGAGGGAAUUUGAACAGAAAGUUUCUGAGAUGAGGAGCAGAGGAGAGACACUGCAGCCCAACCAGCUCUGCACUCAAGAGCUGCUGAAACUACAGGAUGCUUAUGAAGAGCUGGUGGAGAUGGUGGGCUCCAAGCGGAGUGGGCUAAACCAGAGUUUGGUUCUAAAGGCUCAGUAUGAGAGAGCUUUACAAGACCUGAUAGAUCUGCUGGACACCGCCCAGGACAAAAUGGCUGCUGAUCAGAAGAUGAAAGUGGGAUCAGUGAUUGAGGUUCAGAUUCUUCUAGAUAAACACAAGGAGUUUUUCCAGGGGCUAGAGACGCAUGUUGUUCUGACACAGGCCUUCUUCAGGCAGGUCAGUGGGUUGGUGGUGCAGCGGGAGGUCCAGAGCUUGGAAGAGACUGUGGCUCAGGCCCAGGCUGUACUUAAACAGGCUCACAAACGAGGAGUGGAGCUGGAGGGCAUCCUGGAGUGGUGGAGCAGGUUGGUGGGUGACUAUCAGGCCCUGUACAGACAGCUGGAGGCAGUGGAAAGCAACAUCCCCAGUGUAGGCCUGGUGGAGGAGACAGAGGACAGAUUGAGCGAUAGAAUUGCUUUGUAUCAGCGUUUGAAGGCCAGUCUCUCUGAGCGGCAGCAGCAGUUGUAUAAGUUGUUGGAGGAUGGAAAGAGGCUGCUUUUACAUGUGUCCUGCUCAGAGCUGGAGACUCAGCUCACUCAGCUGGGGGACCACUGGCUCAGCACCACCACCAAGAUCAAUAAAGAGCUACACCGCCUGGACUCCACCCUCAAACACUGGAUUAGGUAUCAGAGUGAGUCAGCUGAGCUUAGCCAAUGGCUGAAUUCGGCACUAGACCGCCUGGAGUUCUGGAGCACUCAGUCUGUUACAGUACCUCAAGAGCUAGAGACCGUCAGAGACCAUCUUCAUGCCUUCCUGGAGUUCUCCAAAGAGGUAGACGCCAAGUCUUCUUUGCGUGUCUCAGUUCAGAGCCAGGGGAAUCAGCUUCUCCGGUUGAAGAAAGUGGACACGGCAGCUCUCAGGGCAAACUUGGCCCAGGUAGACACACAAUGGGCUGAUCUUCUCACUCGUAUCCCUGUGGUCCAGGAGAAACUACACCAGCUGCAGAUGGAGAAGCUGCCAUCCCGUCAUGCGAUAACUGAACUAAUGAGCUGGAUAUCCCUCAUGGAGAAUAUCAUCCAAGAGGAUCAGCAGAAGAUCAUGGGGGCAGUGGGAUCAGAGGCUGUGCAAAUGUACCUUCAAAAAUACAAGGGUUUUCAGAUUGACCUGUCCUGUAAGCAGCUGACGGUGGACUUUGUGAAUCAGUCAGUUCUGCAAAUCAGCAGUCAGGAUGUAGAGGGGAAACGGAGUGACAAAACAGACUUUGCUGAGCGUCUUGGUGCCAUGAACCGCCGCUGGCAGAUACUGCAGGGACUCGUUACAGAGAAGAUUCAGGUUUUAGAGGGUCUGCUGGAAAGCUGGUUAGAGUACGAGAACGUGGUUCAGACCUUGAAGACCUGGUUUAGUGUACAGGAAGAGAAACUCAAAAAGAAGCACAGGAUUGAGGAUGUUUCCUCAGCCCAGAAUGCACUUAAAGAUUGUCAGGAAAUGGAAGUGUUGGUAAAGGAGAAAGAGAAGGAUCUGGAGAAGGCUGAAGAAAAAGGAUGCUUAUUAAUUCAGGAUAAGAAAGGCGAGGCAGGCACUGUUAUUAUGGACACUCUAAAAGGUUUAAACCAGUCUUGGGCCAAUCUGGAUCACAUGAUUGGGCAGCAGACGGUCAGUCUCCGGUCAGUACUGGAGCAGUGGAGUCUGUAUAAACAAGCAUAUGACGAGAUUCAGGGCUACCUGAUGGAGGGACGUUACACCAUCUCUCGUCUGCGUCUUCUCACUGGCUCCCCAGAAGCUGUGCAGGUUCAAGUGGAGAACCUUGAGAGUUUACAAGACGAGUUGGAGAAACAGGAGAGCAGUUUACGGAAACUGGGCUCCAUAACGCAACAGCUGCUGAGGGAUUGUCAUCCCUCAGUGAGCGAUUCACUCAACACAGCUCUGGGUGAUGUAAAUCUCAGGUGGAACACGCUGCUGGAGCAGAUCUCAGAUCAGCUGAGGACGAGUAAGAGCCUGCUGCAACUGUGGCAGCAUUACAAAGCACUUCAUGCUCAGAGCAGCACUGACAUCCAGAAACUAGAGGAUCAGGUGGAACAGCUGCUCAAGAGCGCCACCCACAUGGACGUCACAGAACAGGAAGUAAAGGUGUGGAUUUAUCAGUGCAUGAUGGGUUUGGAAGGCCUUAUGGCAACUGAGGGAUCCGUAGAGUCUGUCCUGCAGCAGCUGGAUGAGUUUUCAGAGCAGCUGAGGCAACAAGUGGACCCCUCUGCCAUGACAACCUUCCAUACAGACCACCUGUCAUUCACUCAGCGAUUAGCAACUGUUGGGCAUACCCUCCAAAGACAGCAGUGUCUGCUAGAGGUGGGUAUGAGGGACUAUGAGGGGUUUAGUAAGGAGUUACAUUCUCUGAGCCACUGGUCAGAAGAAGCUGAGAAGGUUCUGAAGGAACCAGACCCAGUCGGUUCUCCAGAUGUCUCAUCUGUGCAGGAACACAUGGAAAAACUUAAGACCCAAAUGUUAAAGCUGAGCAGUCUUUCUCCUGAUCUGGAACGUUUGAAUGAGUUGGGUUAUCAGCUUCCCCUCAAUGAUAAUGAAAUCAAGCGUCUGCAGAACCUAAACAGGAGCUGGUCGUCUAACUCCGCUCGCACAAUAGAGAGAUUCAGUAAAUUGCAAGCCCUGGUAUUGCAAAGACAGACCUUUUUGGAGAAGUGUGAUGCUUGGAUGACCUUCCUUAACCAAACAGAAGAGAAACUGGCCGCUGAGAUUUCUGGAAACUACCAGAGCCUACUAGACCAGCAGAGAGAGCAUGAGCUAUUCCAAGCAGAGAUGUUUAGUCGACAACAAAUUCUAUACUCUAUCAUCAAUGAUGGACAUCAGCUCCUGAAUCAGGGACAAGUGGAAGACAGGGAUGAAUUUGGCUUGAAACUGGCACUGCUUAGUAACCAGUGGCAAGGUGUGGUGAGGCGGGCCCAGCAAAGACGGGGGAUUAUUGACAGUUUGGUUCGGCAGUGGCAGCGGUACACAGAGCUGAUAGAGAAACUGCGUCAUUGGCUGCAAGAAGUGUCAAUGGAACCAGAGGAGCAGCAACAAGUGUCAACAGUAGCACUACAGCAGAUCCGUGGCAUGCUAGACCACAUACAGCUGAAGGAGCGUGUGCUCCAGAGGCAACAGGGCAGCUACAUCCUCACGGUGGAGGCCGGGAGGCAACUCCUCCUGUGGGCUGAUGCCAGAACGGAGGCCUCACUUCACACUGAGCUGACUGAUGUGCAGGAGCACUGGAGGACCAUUAACAUCCGUCUCGACGAGAGGAAGAAAGAACUGCUCUCUUUGCUAAGGAGCUGGGAUCAGUGUGAAAAAGGAAUUGCUGCAUCACACGAGAAGCUGAGGGACUUUAAGCAAAAGCUCUCUGUGCCUUUACCCGACCACCAUGAGGAGCUGCACACAGAACAGAUUCGCUGCAAGGAAUUGGAGAGCAGUAUUGAAGGCUGGGCUGAUGAUGUAGCCGGCCUGUGUAUUCUGAGGGAGUCUCUCUCCAGCAGCCUCAGUGCAGAUAACCUCACAAUCCUACAGGAAAGACUUAUAUUACUCCAGAGACAGUGGGAGGAGACUUGUCACCAGCUGUCCCUGCGCAGGCAGCAGGUGAGCGAGAGGCUGAAUGAGUGGGCCGUGUUCAAUGAGAAGAACAAAGAGCUGUGUGAGUGGCUCACACAAAUGGAGAGCAAGGUCUCACAGAACGGUGACAUCAGCAUUGAGGAGAUGAUUGAGAAACUCAGGAAGGACUAUCAGGAAGAGAUCUCAGUGGCCAAGGAGAACAAGCAUCAGCUGGAACAGAUGGGGGAGAGAUUGGCUCAGGCCAGCCAUGAAAGCAAAGCUGCAGAAAUCCAAUUCAAACUCAGCAAAGUCAAUGAGCGCUGGCAGCAUCUGCUUGACCUUAUAGAAGCUAGGGUAAAGAAGUUGCGGGAGACACUGGUGGCUGUGCAGCAGCUAGAUAAGAACAUGAGCAGUUUGCGCUCCUGGCUGGCUCACAUUGAGACUGAACUCUCACGACCCAUCGUCUAUGAAACCUGUGACUCACAUGAGAUCCAAAGAAAACUCAACCAGCAACAGGAUCUGCAGCGCGACAUCGAGAAGCACAGCACAGGUGUGGCAUCAGUGCUGAACCUGUGUGAGGUGCUGCUGCACGACUGUGACGCCUGUGCCACAGAGACCGAGUGUGAAUCCAUCCAGCAGGCCACACGCGGCCUCGAUCGCCGCUGGAGAAACAUCUGUGCUAUUGCCAUGGAGAGAAGGCUUAAGAUUGAGGAGACAUGGAGGUUGUGGCAGAAGUUUCUGGAUGAUUACUCCCGUUUUGAAGAGUGGCUAAAAGUGUCAGAGAGGACAGCAGCUCUCCCCAACUCCUCUGGAGUGCUGUACACCAUCGCUAAAGAGGAGCUCAAGAAGUUUGAGGCGUUUCAGAGGCAGGUACAGGAGUGUCUGACCCAGCUGGAGCUAAUCAAUAAGCAGUAUCGAAGGCUGGCACGUGAGAACCGCACAGACUCAUCCUGCCAUCUACGACAAAUGGUGCAUGAUGGGAACCGACGCUGGGAUGUACUACAGAGGAGAGUAGCUGCCAUCUUGCGCAGACUCAAGCAUUUUAUUGGUCAGCGAGAGGAGUUUGAAACAGCCCGAGAUUGUAUUCUGGUAUGGCUGACUGAGAUGGACCUGCAGCUCACCAACAUCGAGCAUUUCUCAGAGUGUGACGUUCAGGCCAAGAUCAAACAACUAAAGGCGUUCCAGCAGGAGAUCAGUCUCAACAUGGGGAAGAUGGAGAGUGUGUUUGGGCAGGGGGAGGUGCUGAUGGAGAAGAGUGAGCCUCUGGAUGCUGCUGUCAUAGAGGAGGAGUUGGAUGAGCUGCAAAGAUACUGUAGGGAGGUGUUUGGUCGGGUGGAGCGCUACUACCGGAAACUCACACGCCUGCCACUAACCGAUGAUGAGUGUGAAGGCUCAGAUCGUGAAUUCGAGUCAGGUGACCUCUCAGACCUUCAGUGGGGUGAGGAUGGUACCAUGUCCCAGACAUCUAGCAGACCAUCUUCAGCUGGCACUGCUCCUGUUCGUACAAACGGCUCCGGCCGGGACACCCCUGCCAGUGUAGACUCCAUCCCUCUGGAAUGGGACCAUGACUAUGACCUGGACCCCAUGGGCCAUACCAUGUCUGCACAACGGGGCAGACAAAAAGAUGAGGAUGAGGAGUUACUGUGUUUGGCCACUGCAGCACUUACAGAUGUAGUGAUUCCUGAGAGCCCUGAAGCUUAUAUAAAAUUAACAGAAAACACAUUGAGGUCCUCCUCUGGUAGAACCAUGCCUUACAUGGGCUAUAUGAGGCUAAUGGAUGAUUGCCGUGGCAGUCUGAAAGCGGUCAGGAGGGUUGAGGGGGAGCUGGAGGAGGAAGAGGACAACCUGUCAGGCCUGAGUAACCCUGAUAACACAGAGACACAGAGCACAGGUGUCAUUGAGCGUUGGGAGCUGAUCCAGGCCCAGUCUGCUGAUUCAGAUCACAAAGAGAGAGAAGACCUGGUGCUAUUGCAAAAGAUGACCUCUGACCUGGACACCAUGGAGGCGUGGCUCAGCCAGGCCGAGGCGGAGUUAGAAGAACUGAGAGGGAAAAAUCUUAGUGCAGAUAUACACACUAUUGAGCAGAGAAUUAGAAAACUCAAGGAGUUACAGAAGGCAAUGGAUUCCCAUAAAUCCAAAUUACUGUCCAUCAACUUAAAUAGUGUCACACUACUCCAGUCAGACUCUGAGGAGAGCCAGGAUCUCAAAGCGAAACUGAAGGAGAUGAACUCACGCUGGGAUCGACUGGGAAAAUCACUUAAGGAUUGGAGAACAGCACUUCAGGAUGCUCUGAUGCAGUGUCAGGAGUUUCAUGAGCUGAGUCAUGGUCUUCUUCUCUGGCUGGAAAACAUCGACCGUCGGAGAAAUGAGAUUAUCCCAAUUGCAUCAGGGCUAGAUCGGCAUACACUUCAAGCUCAUUACAGAGCACUAAAGCAAAUCCAGCGGGAGCUGUUGGAGACUGAGCAGAAGGUGGACAGUCUGCAGGAGCUCUCAGGACAGCUGCUGGUGCAGGCACAUGGCAGCGAGUGUCUGGAGGCCCAGGAGAGAGUGCACGUCAUCGGGAACCGUCUGCGCCUGCUCCUGAAAGCUGUGGCCACCGACCUGGAACUGCUAGAAAAAGAGCUCCAGGCUUCUGGGAACAGACAGGACGCGUCCCUCUGGUCCGUUACGGAUGACGCAGAUACUUCUGGAUCGGUCAGUCCUGUUUCAGAGGUCAGCAUUUCCACUAGACGACAAUCGCUACGAGGCAAAUGUAGUGUGUCAGAACCAGGAUCCUCAGCCAGACUUCCACGUCACAGGUUGCCCAGCGCUUCUGGCUGCGUUUCGUCUCGCUCUGGUUCCUCCGGUUCACAAGGUGGCGCUGCUGUGGCUCGCUGCCAGCCCUUUCUGCUGCGAGUGCUCCGGGUGGCUCUGCCACUGCAGCUCCUACUGCUGCUCAUAGUGGGCCUGACCUGUCUGGUGCCCAUGACUGAGCAGGAUUACAGUUGUGCAAACGCGAACAAUUUUGCCCGGUCUUUUCAUCCCAUGCUCCGCUACACCAACGGCCCACCGCCUGUAUGAGCGGAGGAGACUUUACUAAUGCAUUCAUCUGCUUCAUAUUACACUGCAGGACACAGAAUGGACUAGUGUUAGCCAAAGCGGAUUGUUCCUGUUCCUGUACAGUUCAUGCUGCUAAUUUCAUUUUUCACUAAACAGUGUACUAUUGAACUCAUUGCAAUGUAGACUAGUGUUGGACAGCAAAACUGGUUAACCGUUUCUGUCCCAAGGAAACUGAAGAAAAACUAUGAAAUCGUAUAUAAUUAUGUACUUAAUAGCACUGACAUAAGCAUAAGGUACUGCACUUAUACCGUCCAAGAAUAUUGCCAAAAUGAUUUGCUUAGGCUGAGGAAAGUGUUUUAUUUUUAUUUUUGUAUUAUUUAAAAUUGUAGAAAAAAGUUAUUUUGAAUA
Messenger RNA from Sinocyclocheilus grahami, 26947 nucleotides. Its product is annotated as nesprin-1-like. Gene Ontology annotation, molecular function: protein binding. The record is from RefSeq and is a predicted model, not a curated record. Lineage: Eukaryota; Metazoa; Chordata; Actinopteri; Cypriniformes; Cyprinidae. Gene Ontology annotation, cellular component: membrane. Bases 263 to 26560 code for a protein of 8765 amino acids. The transcript has 147 exons.